Messenger RNA from Clonostachys byssicola, 1590 nucleotides. The record is from the annotation of a GenBank genome assembly. NCBI's taxonomy places the organism in Eukaryota, Fungi, Ascomycota, Sordariomycetes, Hypocreales, Bionectriaceae.
AUGAGCACCGAGAAGCAGCCCGCACCUGAAGUUGCCAGCGGGCGCUCAAGCAGCUCUAUUCGCGAGCGCAAGAUCAUCUCCAGCAAGGCGGCGGAUGAAACCUUUCAGCUCAUUGAACAGUAUGGGGAAAGCAUUGGAGAGCUGACGCCAGAAAAGCUCAAGGCGCUGAAAAGGAAGCUUUAUAUCUAUGUUCUGCUUCUGGUUACUUUCAUCGACUUUAUGCUUUAUGUCGAUAAAUCCACUUUAGGUCAAGCAACUCUUCUGGGUCUUUUCCAGGACACUGGGCUGGAUAAUGCUCAGUACAACAAUCUCAACUCGCUGUUCUAUACAGGCUAUAUCCUCGGCCAAGUUCCAGGUCAAUUCCUGAUCCAGCGUCUCCGCCUUCGGACUUACAUCUCUGGAACGAUCUUUGUAUGGGCUGUCAUUGUAUUCCUCCACUGUGUGGCAAAGAGCUAUGGUGCUCUUAUCCCGCUCAGGUUCUUCCUCGGAUUCGUUGAAUCGCCUAUGAUCCCUGCUCUGGAGGUCACCAUGAACAUGUUCUUCACGCCAGAGGAGGUCCACCAGGUCCAACCCCUCUUCUACAUCUCCUGCAUCGGCUCGCCCAUGUUCACGGGCCUCGUCUCGUAUGGCCUUCUUUUCAGCAAGGUCAGCGUCAGCCCGUGGAAGUUCUUCAUGAUCAUUACUGGCGGAAUAUCGCUUCUGCUGUCUGGACUCACUUGGGUAGCAUAUCCCAAUAAUCCUGCAACGGCCUGGUUUUUGAGCACAGAAGAGAAAAUUCAGACUAUCCGUCGGGUUCAAAAUUCAACGAGAAGCGCUAUUGAGCAAAAGACUUUCAAGAAGCAUCAGUUUUAUGAGGCCUUACGGGAUCCUGUAUCUUGGCUCUUUGCCAGUGCAGGCUUCACACUAAUGCUGGCGAAUAAUCUACCCUACCAGCAGAGUCUUUUGUUUCUUGAUCUGGGUGUAUCGGAUCUUGGAUCGACCUUGGUUUGGGUUGCGUCUGGUGGCUUUGCGAUCAUCUGCGGCAUCGUCGCCUUCCUGCUUAUCCGCAUUUUCCCUGGUUACAACGCCUACUGGGCAGCACUAUGGAGUCUGCCAUGCAUUGCUACCAGCAUUGGCAUGGUCACCAUCUCCUGGGGCGAGACAAUCCCCAUGUUGGCCUGCUUGCUGAUCCCUCCCAAUUGCUUUGCGCAAACAUGGAUCAUCUCGGUUGGCUGGCUGUCCUCGAGCUGUGCUGGCUACACUAAGCGACUCACUCGUAACGCUAUGUUCAUGGUCUUUUACGGGAUCUCAAACAUUAUAUCCCCGCAGCUGUGGAAGUCGGGAGGGCCGCGCUACUAUGGUGCCUGGAUUACUCAAAUUGUUGUCAGCUUCACCUUAACGCCGCUCAUUUUGAUCCUCAUCAGGUAUAUUCUCUCUAAGCGAAACAAGGAACGUAGACAGUGGAUCGCAGAGCAGGUUGCAUUGGGCAACCAUGGUGAGGGAUAUGUCGAGCAGUCUGAAGAUGGAGGCGAGACCGUCAAAGUCAAGGUUGACGUUGCUAUGCUCGACCUGACCGAUUUGGAGAACAAGUAUUUCCUGUAUCCUCUAUAG